Molecule: messenger RNA, 922 nt
Organism: Lactuca sativa (garden lettuce)
Lineage: Eukaryota; Viridiplantae; Streptophyta; Magnoliopsida; Asterales; Asteraceae
Source: RefSeq, a predicted model, not a curated record
AGCGACCGACUUAUUUCAGCUUCGGUUACUUAAAAUUUUCAAUCAGUGCGAUUCUUGUUCAUUCACCCCAAUACUACCCUAUAUAUACACAUACUAUGCAAUAAAUAGUAAAUCAAUUGUGAUACUAAAGGAAAUCAGAAGAGAGAGAUGGAGUUCAAGAACUACUAUCUUGACCUAAUAAUGAUACCUUUAUCAUUCAUAAUAUCCAUCAGCUAUAACUUAUGGUUAUGGCAUAAGGUUCGUACUGAACCACUCUCGACUGUCAUUGGUGCAAAUGCCCAUGGACGCCGGUUAUGGGUAUCUACCAUUAUGAAGGAUAACGACAAGAAAAACAUUUUAGCUAUCCAAACAAUUCGAAAUACAAUAAUGGGAUCAACCCUGAUGGCUACUACAUCGAUUGUUUUAUGCUGUGGUUUAGCGGCUGUUGUUAGUAGCAGCUAUAGCGUCAAAACACCACUUAACAACACUAUUUAUGGGGCACAUGGACAAUUCAUGGUAGCACUAAAGUACGUAACGCUACUUGUCAUCUUUCUCUUUUCUUUCAUGUGCCAUUCUCUAUCUAUUAGAUUCAUCAGCCAAGUGAAUUUCUUGAUCAACUGUCCUGAAGAUUCUACAAUAGUGACUUCAACUUAUGUUUCCGAGCUUUUAGAGAAGAGUUUUAUGCUUGGCAUGAUAGGAAACCGGCUUUUCUAUUCGGCACUUCCAGUUAUGCUUUGGAUUUUUGGUCCGGUGCUUGUUUUCUUGUGUUCUUCAACCAUGGUGCCUGUGCUUUAUAAUCUUGAUUUUCUGUUUGAAAAUUCAAAGAAUGGUAAGAUGAUGGCAUAGAGAAUAGGGCGUGACACAUGCUCAUUGAAAACGAUAUUUUAAUCUGUAUGUAAGAUUUACCAUCAGGUUUAUGAAAUGACCGAGCAUAGAUAUCCAA